UUGCUUUACUAAUAACAGGGCCGUGCUAUGCAGGCGAGAUAUCAGCGUUUACCGCGACGACUUCUCCUUAUCCGGCAUGGGGAGUCCGAGGCGAAUGUGGAUCACACGGUGUACAGCACGAAGCCCGACUGGCGGAUUGAAUUAACCCCCAAAGGUCGCCAGCAAGCCUUUCAAUGUGGGCAGGAUAUUCGUCAAAUAAUUCGAAAUGAGAAACUUUACAUCUACUACUCUCCCUAUAUGCGCACCCGACAAACGCUCGAGGAGAUACGAAAAAGUUUGAGUGAGCUUCAGGUCCUUGGCGAGUGCGAGGAUGAGCGGUUGCGCGAGCAGGAGAUUGGAAAUUAUCAGCCGAUCGAAAAGAUGGACGAAACAUGGGCGGAGCGCAACCGAUACGGUCGUUUGUAUUACCGCUUUCCCUGGGGCGAAAGUGGCGCCGAUGUGGGGGAUCGGGUGUCGUGUUUUUUCAACUCCCUGCUUCGCACGAAUAUCGGAUUAACGGUGCCGAGUAUGAAUAAUCAUGAUAUGCGGAACUUUACAGAGUCGAUGGAGCGAGUGGGGGAGGCUUGGAAGGAGGGGGAUUUGAGGGCCGCCGCGAAGCCCGCUUCCGGGGGGGAAGGGGAUUCUCCUCACAAGGCGGAUGGUGGGGGUGUAUCCCCACCUCCUUUGGAGGAUUUAUGCGAUGAAUCCGACUAUGGGGUGAUGCCGCACACCUCCAUCGGGAACUACACCGCCGGGGAUCAGAACGUUGUAGUGGUUUCCCAUGGUUUGCUUAUUCGAUUGUUCAUUAGCCGGUGGUUUAACGUUCCAGUGGAGCUCACGGAGACCUUGGAUAACCCUCCGAACUGCUCGAUUGUCGUGCUGGAACGGAAAAACGACACCGAUCGUUUGGUGAUGACAGACGCCAGCAAGGCCCUCUUUGGGAAUGAUCCACGGCUGCAGUUGAUGAAGUUUGACGGCCAAGAGAUGACGAAGCUUUACCGGAAGAAAUUUCUCGGGAACAUGGAUCCGGAACGACGGGGAAGGCAGGGCGCGCUGGAGAAUGAUGAUAUGGGCCAUUAUUUUUAG
Molecule: messenger RNA, 1065 nt
Organism: Phytomonas sp. EM1
Lineage: Eukaryota; Euglenozoa; Kinetoplastea; Trypanosomatida; Trypanosomatidae
Source: the annotation of a GenBank genome assembly